AGCAUCCUUGGCCACCAUUCUUGUUAGACCAUUCUUAGAAACAACACAAACUCAUAAUAAAUUAGGCAAAGAUGAGUAGUGAAAGGAUAAUCAACAGUGAGAUUCAUGUAGUUAUGUUUCCCUUCCUUGCAUUCGGUCACAUUAGUCCGUUUGUGCAACUAUCCAACAAGUUAUUCUCUCAUGGAAUUCACAUUUCAUUCUUGUCACCUUCAUCUAAUAUUCCAAAAAUCAAAUCAACUUUCAAUCUCAACCCUGCAAUCCAAAUCAUUCCCCUUCACUUCUCGGAUAACUUACCAAGUAACACUGCCGAAUUGCACCCUGACAUGGUUGGCGCAUUCUUUGAGACACUAGACUUAAUGCAAGAUCAAGUAAAAACCAUUUUAUUGAAGCUUAAACCACAUUUUGUUUUCUUUGACUUUGCACAAAAUUGGCUCCCAAAAAUAGCUUCUGAACUUGGCAUAAAAUCUGUUCACUUUUCUGUCUAUUCUGCCAUUUGUCAUUCUUACAUUUCUCGAAUUUCAAAAGGAAGAGACGUCACUUAUGAGGACUUUAAAAAUCCUCCAGUUGGGAUUAUUCAUAAUUCCAAACGUACCCUUCAAACCUUCCAAGCCAGAAUAAACUUCAUGAUGCUCUACACAAAAUCUGGUGACAGUCCUACGGUUUCUGAUAGAUUCAUACAGAGCCUUAGUGAAUGCUCACUAAUAUUGUUCAAGAGUUGCAAGGAAAUAGAAGGUUCUUAUCUAGAUUAUUUACAAAACCAAUUUGAAAAAGCGAUCGUUUUUUCUGGUGUACUUGUUCCAGAGCCAUCAAUGGACGUGCUUGAGGACAAAUGGACAAAAUGGUUAGAUAACUUCCCAACCAAGUCAGUGAUAUUGUGUUCCUUUGGUAGUGAAACAUUUCUAAGUGAUGAUCAAAUCAAUGAACUAGCAAUUGGGUUGGAACUAACAAAUUUACCCUUCAUUUUUGUCUUAAAUUUUCCAUCAAAUCUCAAUGCUGAAUCUGAGUUAGAAAGAGCAUUACCGAAAGGGUUCUUAGAAAGAGUGAAGAAUACAGGAAUUGUGCAUAGUGGUUGGUUCCAACAGCAACUUGUUUUGAAGCACUCAAGUGUUGGGUGUUAUGUGUGUCAUGCUGGUUUAAGUUCUGUGAUAGAAGCUAUAGUUAAUGAUUGUCAGUUAGUGUUGUUACCUUUAAAGGGUGACCAGUUUUACAAUUCUAUGCUCAUUGCUGAUGAUUUGAAAGCAGGGAUAGAGGUGAAAAGGAAUGAUGAAGAUGGAUUUUUUGAGAAAGAGGGAAUAUUGGAGGCUGUGAAAGGGGUUAUGGUGGAAGUUGAUAAAGAGCCGGGGAAACAGAUAAGAGAAAAUCAUAUGAAAUGGAGGGAAUUUCUAUUGGAUAAGGAAAUUCAGAACAAAUUCAUCACAGAUUUGGUUGCCCAGUUGAAGUCUUUGGUUUAGUAAUGACGGUGAAUUUGGUAGAAUCAUGUAUGUCAUUGUGAUUUUGAUAAAAACUACGCUCUUUUAACAAAAUCAAAAUGUCAUUAUGAUUUUGCCAAACUCGCUGUGAUACUAAACAUACACUUUAUCCACUCCCCGCCCUUGGAAAAUAAAGUAUGCUGAAGACUUGAUUAGCUUUUACUAGUUUUUAUUUUUCCCUUUUAAGUAAUUGGAUGUGUUAGAUAUUAUCGUGUUUGAAAAUCAGUCCGUCAUUGACUGAUUAUAAUGUCUGUUUGUUUUUAUGGCAGUUGGAAUUGAUUUUGAUUGAGGAA
Medicago truncatula (barrel medic) is the source of this 1762-nucleotide messenger RNA. Its product is annotated as UDP-glycosyltransferase 79A6. The record is from RefSeq and is a predicted model, not a curated record. Gene Ontology annotation, molecular function: UDP-glucosyltransferase activity. NCBI's taxonomy places the organism in Eukaryota, Viridiplantae, Streptophyta, Magnoliopsida, Fabales, Fabaceae. The coding region runs from base 72 to 1451 and encodes 459 amino acids. The transcript has a single exon.